AUGACGGUAGGAGCAGGAUCAUCGUCCGGUCUGGAAUCAUCGGGAGAUGGAGAAGGCAGAAGAAUAGGAGGCUGUGGAGGGUCCCUCGAGAUAGAAUCUAGAGAGGAUCCCAACAAUGAUAACCCUUGUGUUCAGUGCCAUAACCAAGAAAACAACACAUACGAGCCCGAGGUUCAAGUUUACUAUGUUCAUGAGGCUGAAGAAGAACAAAAUAUACACAACCGAAAACUCGAAGAGAACUAUAAUUUGGAAAGAAACACACACAGAAGCCAUCCGUCAUCAGCAUUGGGAGUAUUCACUUUCGUUCUUCGCAAAUCCGGCACCGAGUGGACUGCGAAGCAGCACUCCGGAUACAUCGAGAACUCCGCCUCCUCCACCUAUGACCUUCAACGCAAGCUUGUCAAUGCCGUUCGUGCCGCUGAUUCCUCCGGCGCCGUUCAGUCCACUUUCUCUUUCGUUUCUCCCUCCUCUGCUGUCUUCCAGGUGGUUGUGGGUGGUGCAGUCUUCGUUGGAGGUGGUACUGUUGCUGCUGCUCGUGCUGGUGGUGCUGUCGCAGAGAGCACUGCCCCUGGUGCCGAGAAGAAAGAAGAGAAGGUCGCGGAAGAAGAAGAUGAAGAUUUUGGAAUGUUACUCUUUGAUUAA
Molecule: messenger RNA, 642 nt
Organism: Arachis stenosperma
Lineage: Eukaryota; Viridiplantae; Streptophyta; Magnoliopsida; Fabales; Fabaceae
Product: 60S acidic ribosomal protein P3-like
Exons: 3
Coding region: 1-642 (213 amino acids)
Cellular component (GO): ribosome
Molecular function (GO): structural constituent of ribosome
Source: RefSeq, a predicted model, not a curated record